This is a messenger RNA of Salvelinus namaycush (lake trout), 2830 nucleotides long. Its product is annotated as UDP-GlcNAc:betaGal beta-1,3-N-acetylglucosaminyltransferase 9-like. Lineage: Eukaryota; Metazoa; Chordata; Actinopteri; Salmoniformes; Salmonidae. The record is from RefSeq and is a predicted model, not a curated record. The transcript has a single exon. Gene Ontology annotation, cellular component: membrane. Bases 941 to 2299 code for a protein of 452 amino acids. Gene Ontology annotation, molecular function: hexosyltransferase activity.
UGUCUGUAAUUUUUGCAUCAAUAUAUUUAAUGAUGUGGAACAUGUGCGCAAUGAUGUGGCAAAUCUUGAUUUAGUGCAUUAUUAUAGGGUAAGCAUUAGAAUAAGCUGCAGCAAUAUUUGUAGCCAUAGGUGAUAUCUCUCUAGGAGCUGAUCUGUAGGUAAGAUUUGAAAGGGAGAAUACUGAUCCGAGAGCAGCGCUGCCUUUCUUGCGAGCGUAUCAGAAUCGACAUAUGCCUCAGACGCAAUUAGUGAAUGUUCUCUCUGCAUGUUGUUUUGGUAACACAUGUUACAGCUUCGGCUGUUGUACAAAAUAUGCAUCAUUAAAACACUCCUAAACCUAAAUUCAAUCGUAAUCGGGAAACCGUAGGGGGGCUUGUCUGCUAUAGGAAGAUUGAUCCUUGCAAACGUUCUUGCAAAUAGUUCUGGGAAUUUGGGGAAAUUAGUUUGAACGAUUGCAACUGCAGAGAUCAUUUAUUAAUAACAACUUAAAUGAAAAACAGAAAAUAAAUUAUACAAUGUAAAUAACUGUAAAUAUAAAAGUAAAAUAUAAAAUGUACUUUUGUUCCUCUCCUUUUAUGUUUAAUUCUCAUGUGAUUUAUCUUCAUAUCAAGGAGCAGAGCCUGCUGAUGAGAUGGGAUGAAAUGAGUGUCAUGGACUUAAGGGAAAACCCCUUACAUGCAGAGUGUUGGGUUACGGAGAAUAAAUCGGCAGGACCUCAGGGUCAUAACUGUUCCCUGUCAUUAUGUUGACUCAAUGAAUGGAAACAAUCCGGUUGGAAAUAAUCCAGAAAACCUUUGCAUGGAUGAUCAGUAUUAUGAAAUCCUCACAGAAUGCUGUGUGGUACUUUCUGAUCUCUGAGAUCCUGAGGGAGAGGAAAAUAAAGAUCAAUGGGAAAAGAGUGGUAAAUAAAAUCAGAGGGAAAUAGGUUCAGUGGGACACAAUGAGGAGAAUUCAUAUAAAAUAUGUUCUGUGCACCCUGCUCAUGCUGGGGCUACUCUGUCUGAUGUUGUAUGCCCAUCAAGGCUUCACUUCCACCUGGGACACCUGGCACUUAAAGCAGGGCUGUACAAGCUCCCGCGCUCUUUUAGGGCCCCCACCAGAGAGCCAUGUAACUAAACGGGUCCCUUCUACGCCCCCAGACAAGACAAAGUGCCAGUCUGCGCAUCAGUCCCAUUUUAAGUCUCAGACACAUCCCAAGUCCAAACUUCAGUCUAAAUCCAAACCUCAGGCCAAGACCAAAUCUAAGUCAAAGAAAGAUGAGGGGACAAAGGCUGUUCCGGUUUUACCCACACGGCCACCUUUUGACUUUGAGGGUUACCUGAAGGAUAAGGACAACCGGGACUUCAUACUGCUGAUGGACCAGCUAGGGAAGUGCUCAGGCGAGCCCUACAUGCUCAUUGCUAUCAAGUCAGUAGUGGCAGACUUUGAAAGGAGGCAGGUAGUGCGGCGCACCUGGGGAAGAGAGGGUGUGUUCCAGGAUGGGCAGACAGUAAAGACUGUAUUCCUCCUUGGUGUACCCAGGAACAAGACCGCCCUGCCUUUAUGGGACCGGCUCCUUGCCUACGAGAGCCACACCUUUGGGGACAUUCUCCUCUGGGACUUUGAUGACACAUUUUUCAACUUGACACUUAAAGAGACCCACUUCCUCCAGUGGGUGAAUGACAGCUGCUCCAAUGUCCAGUUCAUCUUCAAAGGUGACGCUGAUGUCUAUGUGAAUAUAGAGAACAUUCUGGAGAUGGUGAAGGGUCAGAAGCCUGAUAAGGACCUCUUUGUGGGUGACAUCAUCCACCAUGCCCGCCCCAUCCGCCGGCGCAGCAGCAAGUACUUUGUGCCUGAGUUUGUGUACGGCCAGACUAUGUAUCCGUCAUAUGUUGGAGGGGGAGGCUUUGUGAUGUCCGGUCACACCGCCAGGCGGCUGAGUGAAGCUUGUCAGCAGGUAGAACUAUUCCCUAUCGACGAUGUGUUCUUAGGCAUGUGCUUACAGAGAAUUGGAGUGAAACCGUCACACCAUGAGGGUUUUCGUACAUUUGGCAUUGUGCGCCCCUCUGCUGCUCCCCACCUCCAGGUGUUUGACCCUUGUUUCUACAGGGAGUUGAUGGUGGUACACAGCCUGACAGUGCCACAGAUCUGGCUCAUGUGGAACUUGCUGCAUGACCCCCAACUGAGCUGUCACAGUGAACUGGCCCCCACCCUGUGGCCCUUCAAGUGGAGGGGCAAGGUACUCGGAACAACAGGACAGAAGGACUCAGAGACUACAGUGGAACAGGACUAUGAUGUUAAAGUGUUUGUAAAGCAUUGAGGGGUUUGGUUUAUGUUGAUCAGAGGGACUACACUGUGAAAGCCAUUGGGAUAUGGAAGCUGUGAUUGAAUGUUUGCUAGUUUAUUUUGAGGCAAUACAGUGGUUUUUGCUUAAAAGUUUACAGCCAUUGUAAAUGUACCCUUUUUCUAAGAAAAAAUUCCUGUUAUCUUUUUCAUUAACAUCCUGGAUGUAAAACCAGUCUGUAUACUGGUGGUAAUGUUUAAAAUAUCCCUGCUCCAUUUAGGUACAGUAUGACUGAAUCCAUCUUUUUAUUUUAUUGCACAGAGCCUCAAUAAGGUCAAUAUUGACUGAAGCAUGUGCCAGGUUGAUUUUGUGAAAUUGAAUGUACACUACAGUGUUGUCAAUUAUGAAUCUUUGUGUGUGAUAACACAUCAUAUUACACCUGUACGUAGACUUGAAAGGGAAGUUAGGGGAGGCAAAGCUCAAUGCAUCACCUGUAUAGGACACAUCACUGCACUCUAUACUCCUCUGUAAACUGGUCAUCUCCGUACAUCUGUCGCAAGACCCACU